This is a messenger RNA of Amblyraja radiata (thorny skate), 4048 nucleotides long. RefSeq names its product unc-5 netrin receptor B (gene unc5b). NCBI's taxonomy places the organism in Eukaryota, Metazoa, Chordata, Chondrichthyes, Rajiformes, Rajidae. Gene Ontology annotation, biological process: anterior/posterior axon guidance; netrin-activated signaling pathway. The coding region runs from base 669 to 3488 and encodes 939 amino acids. Gene Ontology annotation, cellular component: membrane. The record is from RefSeq and is a predicted model, not a curated record. The transcript is spliced from 17 exons. Gene Ontology annotation, molecular function: protein binding; netrin receptor activity.
UUUCUGUGGCUGUGGGUUUAUUAAACUACUCGCUCUGUUAUAGGUUGGUCGAGUUGUUCUGAAGCCACCGCCGCCCGGAUUCGAGGAGGAUCGGACUGGGAGAGAGAGGGUUGGGAGUUCUGGAAGCUGCCGGGUUUUGCGACUACACUUCCCGGGGCUUGCUUGGAUAUCGUCGAUAUAUUUUUGUUUUUUGAGGGGGGGGGGGGGGUAGGCGGAACUCUUUACACCUAGAGGGUGAAGUGGCGGGAUACUGCCGUGUGUGUCUGUCUGUCUUCAAAACACACACACACGCACCAACACUGGAUGGGGGAGUGAUUCCACGGAGCUGAAAUGAACAUCACGCACAACUUGGUAUUUCAAAGUGACUGGAAGAAAGCCGGGCUCCGUCUGCUCUGCUAGCACCGACUUCAUUCACCCCGGGAAGGACUGGGAUAAAAAGGAAAAUCAAGGAAUCCUUGUAUUUUUGAAGCGCUGCUGAAAACAUUUACUGUUCUAAGUUUGCCCACAUAUAUUCCUGGAGUGAGCUACCGCAAGGAGCGAAGACAGAAGAGAGAGAGAGAGAGAGAACGGAGUGUGUGUGUGUUCGCUUGUUCGUCUCUCGCUCUCUCUCAAGACAAGACUCGCCGCGGCCGGGAGAGGAGGGUUCCCUCCAUCCAGCAAGUCCCGCUAUGCUUCGGCCCCGGUUGCCCCCCGGGCUGGCGGCUCUCAGCCUGGUUUUAUCCCUCGGCCUCUGUCACGCAGGGACAGACUAUGGAGAUAUGCUGCCCGAGUCCUUUCCAUCAUCAGCUGCCGAGCCUCUGCCGCGGUUCCUGGUCGAGCCAAGCGAUGCCUACAUCGUAAAGAACAAACCGGUGGUGAUGGCAUGUACGGCCACCCCAGCCACACAGAUCUACUUCAAGUGCAACGGCGACUGGGUGCAUCAGAAGGACCAUGUCACUGAGGAGAACGUGGAUGAAGUCACAGGGCUGGUCGUUCGGGAGGUUCACAUUGAGGUGUCCCGGCAACAGGUGGAGGAGCUGUUCGGUCUGGAAGACUUCUGGUGCCAGUGCGUUGCCUGGAGCGCCUCGGGUACGACCAAGAGCAGAAGAGCUUACGUCCGUAUUGCCUACCUGAGGAAGAACUUCGAUCAAGAGCCAUUGGGAACGGACGUGACGCUAGAACACGAGGUCCUCCUGCAGUGUCGUCCACCAGAGGGCAUCCCACCAGCAGAGGUGGAAUGGCUGAAGAAUGAUGACAUUAUCAAUCCGAUCCAAGACACCAACUUCCUCAUCACCAUUGACCACAACCUGAUCAUCAAACAAGCCCGCCUGUCCGACACAGCCAACUAUACCUGUGUGGCCAAGAACAUUGUUGCCAAGCGACGCAGUACCACUGCUACAGUGGUUGUAUAUGUGAACGGAGGCUGGUCGACCUGGACAGAGUGGUCAUCGUGUAACAAUCGCUGUGGGCGAGGCUGGCAGAAGCGGACCAGGUCCUGCACCAACCCAGCGCCUCUCAACGGCGGGACCUUCUGCGAUGGGCAGACCUUUCAAAAGAUCGGAUGCACCACCAUGUGCCCAGUUGAUGGGGGUUGGACGGGUUGGAGCAAGUGGUCCGCCUGCAAUACCGAUUGCACGCACUGGAGGAGCCGCGAGUGCACGGACCCGUCACCCAAAAACGGGGGCAAGGACUGCAUCGGGCUGGUCCUGGAGUCUAAAAACUGCACAGAUGGGCGCUGCUUGCGGAAUAAAAAGCUAUUAAAUGAACCCAGAAACUCUACCGCGGACUCGGCCGGCGACGUGGCUCUGUACGCGGGUCUGAUUGUUGCCGUCUUCAUCUUCGUGGUCAUCAUGCUGGUGCUCGGCAUCAUCGUGUACAAGCGGAGCUGCCGAGACUUCGACACCGACAUCACCGACUCCUCGGCUGCUCUCACCGGGGGCUUCCAGCCCGUCAACUUCAAGACGGCCCGGCAGGACAAUUCCCAGCUGCUGGGCUCAUCGAUCCAACCCGACCUGACAGCCAACGCUGGCUCAUACCGAGGGCCGAUGUACACUCUGCAGGACACGGCUGACAAGAUACCCAUGACCAACUCGCCGCUCCUGGACGCCCUGCCCAGCUUGAAGAUCAAGGUGUACAAUUCUUCCCUGGCCUCCUCCAUGCUGGUGGGUGGGAUGGAGCCAGCAGGGGGCGCAGCGCCGGGGAUAUAUCUAGGGAGCAACAGCAGGGACAACAAUGUGGUCAUGAACAUGAGGAACAAGGUUCUCAGCUCACAGCAUGUUGGCACCAUGCCCCGAGAUCCAGGGUACGGUGCCAGUGGGACCUUCGGCUGCCUGGGUGGACGACUAACGGUGCCUAAUUCAGGAGUCUGCCUUCUGGUGCCUCAAGGUGCAAUUCCGCAGGGCAAGUUUUACGAGAUGUACCUCAUCAUCAACAAGAGAGAAAAUACACUACCGCCGUCGGAAGGCUCCCAGACGGUGCUGAGCCCCAUGGUGACCUGCGGACCCACGGGGAUGCUGUUGUGUCGGCCCGUUGUACUCAGCAUCCCCCACUGUGCUGACGUCUGUGGACCAGACUGGACCAUUAAGCUCAAGACACAAACUCACCAGGCUGCCUGGGAGGAGGUGGUGACGUUGGAGGAGGAGAAUUUAAACACACCAUGCUACUGUCAGCUGGACUCCCAAUCCUGCCAUGUCCUCCUGGACCAACUUGGAACCUAUGCACUCGUUGGGGAAUCCAACUCCCGCGCGGCCAUUAAAAGACUCCAGCUGGCCAUCUUUGCACCCACGUCAUGUACAUCCCUCGAGUACUGCCUUAAAGUAUACUGUGUGGAGGAUACUCCGGAUGCUCUCAAGGAGGUGCUGGAACUGGAGAGGACGUUGGGCAGCUAUUUACUGGAGGAACCCAAGAGUCUGCUGUUCAAAGAUAGUUACCACAACCUCCGGCUUUCCAUCCAUGACAUUCCCCACUCCCUCUGGAGAAGCAAACUACUUGCCAAGUACCAGGAGAUUCCAUUUUACCACAUCUGGAGUGGAACUCAGAGAGCGUUGCAUUGCACCUUCUCCCUGGAGAGGUACAGCGUGGCAUCCACUGAAUUCUCAUGCAAAAUCUGUGUCCGACAAGUGGAAGGAGAAGGACAAAUAUUCCAGUUGCACAUUGUCAUCGAAGAGAAUGCCAAAUGUGUCAGCCCACUCCACACACAUGUCAGUGCCAAUGUGACCACCCAGGUAGGCCCUUACGCCUUUAAGAUUCCAUACUCCAUCAGGCAGAAGAUCUGCACAAACCUGGACGCACCAAAUACUCGGGGCAAUGACUGGAGGUUGCUGGCUCAGAAGCUUGGAGUGGACAGAUUUCUCACCUACUUUGCGACCAAACCUAGCCCGACCGGGGUCAUCUUGGACUUGUGGGAAGCGCAGCACCAAGACGAUGGGGACAUCAAUUCCCUUGCCAGUGCCCUGGAGGAGAUGGGCAAGAGUGACGUGAUGGUAGUCAUUACAACAGAAGAAUGCUGAAACACGAAUAACCUUGGCAACUGAGUGAUGAAACCCGAGCAUCUAUGGCAACAUGUUAUAGAAAUCAGUUUGCUGCUCAACUGAGCAUCCGGCAAAUUAGGAAAGUAGUAUUUUUACAGAAGAGAGUGGUAUUGUCACGUUCAAUCUAGAUGAAGCCUCUCUCUGAUCCAAAGCUUUGGGCAGUUUGUAAAAGGUUAACAGUUUCUUAGGAAACGCAUUUAAUUUAUUAUCCAUAUCUUUGGAUGCUUUUUCGUUCGCUCCUAUAUUGAAACUUUGUGAGAACCCAAGGAGUUGUUUACAUACAUGGCAGUUGUAGACGUCACUCAAAUGCUGUUGAAGAGAAACCCAGCUGGACUAUCACAGGAAGAGAAUGAGUCAGAUGCAGGCAGUAAGUAGUAAGAUCACGCAGGGCCAUCUCAUCUGCGCUCAAUUCAUUGCUCAAAGCUUUUCUCCCUCUCUCCCUCUCCCUCUCCCUCUCCCUCUAUCUCUCUCUAACUCUCUAACUCUCUCUCUCCCUCUCCCUCUCCCCUUCUCUCUCCCUCUCUAUCUCCCCCCCUCCU